Molecule: messenger RNA, 2355 nt
Organism: Sabethes cyaneus
Lineage: Eukaryota; Metazoa; Arthropoda; Insecta; Diptera; Culicidae
Product: proteoglycan 4-like
Exons: 2
Coding region: 602-2185 (527 amino acids)
Molecular function (GO): actin binding
Source: RefSeq, a predicted model, not a curated record
UCCAGUUUGGACCGUCCAUUGGAUCAACGCUGGUUGGCAUUCUCAGCGCUAACAUUUUGCUUUACCAGUGAGUGAGUCACCGUUGCAACAAUAACGUGGAGAGAAAAAAUCGCGAUAGCCAAAAAAACAAUCAGUACACAACUGAGUCAUUUUUUGCGCGCGCGCGUUUAUACUCCCUUCCGCCACUCGCUGCUGUGGUCACUUGACUAAGGCCUCAGGCCAGUGCGCAUCACCCCGAAGAGAGCAUUGCUGUUCACUCUGGUCAGUUGAGCUCACGUCGCGGUCUAUCAGAGUGGCACGUGCUUCAGUGUCCCGCAGCCGAAUACGGCUGAUCGUGACUUCGAAAUAGUGUUCUGAAAUAAUUUGCUAUCGCCUGAUCGAGUUUAACUGAAUUGAAAGCGGCCGACCAGUGCAAAAAUCGUAAACCUGAAGGCGAGCAAACUAGCCUCGGAAUUUGCAAGUGUUAAGAUAAGAUAAGAUAAAAUAAGCUGUAUCGCAACGAGAAGCUUAACGUUUGACUGUGAGUUUGUUGUUAGUUAGUGAAACGGUCUGCUCCCGAAAGGGUCAUUAACGUACUCGCGCACGCACGCUACUAAGCUCAAUGACGGUUCUGAGUUCCGGAGAGGGUGGUGUGCCACCACCUCCCCCACCACCGCUAUCGACUCCGACAUCACCCAUUGUGAACGGAUCCGGACCGGAUAAAAACCUGCUGCUCGUGGACAUUCGUAACGGAAUCACCUUGAAGCCGACCAAAACCAAAGAUAAAAGCACACCGGCGUUCAUCAAGAAAUCCAAUGGCGUAAAUAGUUCACCGUCGUCGCCACCUACGCAAACCAAUAACGAUGACAUCACAUUCGCACACGACGACAAGAAGGAUGCCCUCCAGGAGGAACUGCGAAACACUCUCAAGCGAAAGAUCAAGAAACAGGACAUCGAACUGGGUAGCUGUGCCAAGAAAGAUGAAAUCGAAAAAGCGAUGGCCGUCAAUCGGACGGAAAUUCACCUUAAGGUUAACACUUCAGCGGGACCUUCCCCAAAUAUGCUGCGGAAAGACACCGGCCCUGUUGUGAAGAGCCCUCUUCUACAAAGAGCUCCCGUAAACUCUGAUAGCGCAACUAAUGGAAGCGGCAAAGGCUUAGCCGAACCACUCGAGAUAGCGAAAAGCCCUGUCUUGCAAAGGCCACCAGCGAAGCCCGAGAGAACCUUCACUGCACAAGUGGUGAAUAAUGGUCCGACAAACAAUGAAGAUGCUAUUGAUAACAAGUCUGUAGUUAAUAAGUCGACUCAAAAAGAAGCUCCCAAACUGAUGGCUCCGGUAAGCUCCUGUGUUAAACCACUAUCUAAUUCAAAGCUAGUAGAACCAGGCACCCUAAAAAAAGUUCCCCAACAAAGAGAGCUUAAGAUUGACGUCAGCUCAAACGGCACGGAUAAUGGCGUAAAAAACGCAAUCUUAUCACCGGAAGUGAAAAGCGGCUACGCUUCGAUACGACCAUCGCAGAUAAAGACCCUCACCAAAAAGGGUAGUCUGGUAUCACACACCGACAUCGUGGAACAACCGAAGCCAGUCAUCAAAAGUCCCAUCUCGCUGGUAGAGUCCCCGAAACCUUAUCAUUACUCACCCCCUACACCGAAAUGUUCCAGCCCAUCCAGCAGUGGUCAAUCAUCGCCAAGGACCCCUACCCGAACAACCAUACUGGACACAAAGUUCAGUCGCAGCCUUAAGUCCCCGCUUGUGCCCACAGCGAUGGACCCUAUGAAAAAACUACUAAUAUCCCACCCGAAGGCAAGCUUCACCCUACCGCGAACAAACAAACAAACUACCCGGCAGACCAUCCUACCGUCUGACGGCCCAGCGGAAUCGAAGCCCGUCUUCCGGAUUCUAACCGCCCUGGAAAAGGCCGAACAGAGCACUGCCCUUCCAGAGCCUGUCAAAGAAAAGCAACCCCAGCAGCAGCAGCAACAGCGGCCCGCCGUGAAGGCCGAUGCCCCCGGAACGGAACCGGUCCUAACAUCGUACGUCAGUUUCGCCAAAGAUUUGGCGAACGCACCGAACAACUACCCGGACACGGUGACAAAAAAGUCCACCACCACCGUCAAGCAGGAUUUGUUCUACGACAGCAUGAACCUGCGGGACAUCAAAUUCGACAUAGUCGAGAACGGACAGCUGAGGGUUACGAACAAGUAGACGAGGCGGUUUCGUUCACUGGGUGUGAUGAAAAGAGAAGGAUGGCGAGUGAAAAGACAGCUAUUAUAGGGGACGGAAUCGUUCCACGACUUGAUGGUGUAUGUUUUAGUCAUUUUUCCUAUGUAUUUAUCCAGAUGGUAAUGUUUUAUAUGAGAAAUAUAGGUUUUCUU